Molecule: messenger RNA, 189 nt
Organism: Strongylus vulgaris
Lineage: Eukaryota; Metazoa; Nematoda; Chromadorea; Rhabditida; Strongylidae
Source: the annotation of a GenBank genome assembly
AUCAUGGUUGAAUAUGAGGUGGCAACAAACACGACAGAAUGCAUGUGCUCAGACCUUCAGACAGAGGAUUACUCUCCGCUUUAUGCCAAGUGUAAUUUGGCGCUAAUCAUCUUCGCUCUACCUCCAUUAUCAUUUUUUGGAGUUUGUACGAAUAUCGCCAAUGUUUACGUGUACUCGCGCAAGAGGUAA